AUGUCAACAUAUUGGGCCAUUCUCGAGCGAGCACCAGGAUCAAAGCUUCGACUCACAAAGUUGGAUGAUGAGAUAUAUGAGAGCUUCAAGACCGAGUUUCCUGACUUCGACCCUGCCGCGACAAUUGAUGAGGAUGAAAUGAAGAGCAAGGCUGGCAAGGAAAAAUGGCGAAACUGGAUGAAGCAGUAUGAAGAGAAAGUUGCUGAUUACAACUUUGGUACUCUCUUGAGAGCAAACCCGAAAUUUGAGUACGGAGAAAAAGAGACUAUUUUCGUUGUCCGUAUGCAGUUUUAUGCCAUUGAGAUCGCAAGGUUUGUCAUUUCCCAAGAACAUGAAGUGAUGGCAGAAACCAACUUAAUUUUGUGA
Messenger RNA from Trichophyton benhamiae CBS 112371, 366 nucleotides. RefSeq lists its product as uncharacterized. Lineage: Eukaryota; Fungi; Ascomycota; Eurotiomycetes; Onygenales; Arthrodermataceae. Gene Ontology annotation, cellular component: cytoplasm. The transcript has 2 exons. The record is from RefSeq and is a predicted model, not a curated record. Bases 1 to 366 code for a protein of 121 amino acids.